Molecule: messenger RNA, 5819 nt
Organism: Hippocampus zosterae (dwarf seahorse)
Lineage: Eukaryota; Metazoa; Chordata; Actinopteri; Syngnathiformes; Syngnathidae
Product: sodium-driven chloride bicarbonate exchanger-like
Exons: 26
Coding region: 1720-4968 (1082 amino acids)
Biological process (GO): monoatomic anion transport; transmembrane transport; regulation of intracellular pH
Cellular component (GO): basolateral plasma membrane; plasma membrane
Molecular function (GO): monoatomic anion transmembrane transporter activity; solute:inorganic anion antiporter activity; sodium:bicarbonate symporter activity
Source: RefSeq, a predicted model, not a curated record
CUAUCUAUCUAUCUAUCUAUCUAUCUAUCUAUCUAUCUAUCUAUCUAUCUAUCUAUCUAUCUAUCUAUCUAUCUAUCUAUCUAUCUAUCUAUCUAUCUAUCUAUCUAUCUGUCACCUAGGGAAUGAACAAGAGUGUGAAAUUGUGACAGUUCACAUCCACUGUUAAUAGCCAAAAAGUGUACAUUAUCCACCAUUCACGUCUUACAAUCAGGGCCUCUGUAAAUAGGAAUAUAAUUUAUAUAUAUUAAUAUUGAUUAUUGGUGAUAGUGAUUGGAUGUACCCUCCAAAUACACUAUGUAGUGUCGAAAUUAACAAAAGUUCUGUCAAUUAGCCUUAAGUGAUAUUGAUCUCUCUAUGUAUUCACACAGUAUAUACACAUAUUGAGAGUUAUGGACAUGACAUGUUUUUGUGUAGCAAAACACUCAUAUUUUGUACCUAAUCCAAAAACCGUAGGCUGCCAAAUGUUUCUGAUAUUAUGCGGAUCACUGCUACAUUCGUGAUACGUACUUGAAAACAACUUAUAUGUAUUAUAUAUGUAUGUAAUGUGAUUUUUAAAUGCAGGCUCUUUUUGUUGUUGUGAAAAGAGUAGAUGCUAUUGGAAUGUCAUAGAAGCAGAAUAAAUUAUGUUAGGCUACUACCAGGUUAUGUAUAAAAUGUGUUAGCAAAUUACGUUUCAGUAUAGUGUCCCUGAAUACAUCAUCAAUCUAAGACGCUCCUUAUUAGUUAGAAAACGAUUUUGAAGGGCCAGUAUCUACCAAAGUGAUCUUGUGAUUAUGGGUGGCUCCAAAAUUUGGCCAAAAAAAAAAACAAAAAAUUAACAGGCGUAAUUUAUGAAACCCUGAAAGUGUCAAGAUGUGACACCUAGAUAACGAAAGUGUGAAUGCAGAACACUAUUCUUCAAAUUUUAAAUAAUUUUAAAUACUGUAUAUAUUUUUUUCUUGGCAACAACAUGUGCCUCAUCUAAACAUUUUAUUACUAAACACGUACAGAUUCAAUAUUGCAUUUGUGCAAUAAUAAUUAAGCAUAAUAAUCCACCGCUUUUCAACAUCUCAAGGGGCUGCCGUUUUCUUUCGAAUUAAGGGCGACAGAAACUGACGUCACAAGACCAAUGCGCUCAUUUUACGAACAUAACGGUGAGCCCGUUUUCUGGUUCUGGUCACGUGAUGUUCGGAAAGCGAGCCGUAGAACUUUGACGUCACUUUCCGUUGACAGCAGGUGACCGUACGGCAGAAAAUGGCAGCUCCCCUGAGAUGGAUAUAUAUAAAAUGGGGGUACAUUGAACAUAUCAUUGUAAACGAAACUUUGACUUGACUUCUGCUGUGCAGCGUUUUUGUUCCCGAACAGUUUUUCUGUGCCUCAGGAGAGUUUGUAAUGUCAACUUUUAAAUACUGUACUUUGUGUGUUCUCGCAGUGUGCGGGGCUGGCUUUUCUCUGAUAAGUGAUGCUUCAACUGCUUAUGUAAUUGCAAGCAGUGUGUUAGAACUGCUUUCAAUGUGGAUUUAGUUGCUAUUUUGAUGUCAGUGUGAUACUCGGUGGCUUCUGUGUAUGUGUACAAGAUUGAGGGAAGCGGCAAUCAAUGGAGCAGAAGUUCCCAGGAUCAAACGGCAGAUGGCGACAGUUACACCAAUGUUGCUGGGCUUCUUUGGCACGGAGCACCAAUAACAGCAUCAUCAUCUUCAUCCUCAUCGUCAUCUCCAUCGCCACCCACGACACUGCAGCAUGGACACGGAGGACCAGGGACGACACAUGGAGCCUCUGCUACCCGCUGUCACCUCCCCCUUUGGCUCAUCUGUUGGCCGUAGAAGUUUGAGGAGUGAUGUUGAAGCUGUAGUGGACAGAGGAGGAACACGCUCGCAGCAAAGCACCAACUUCGAACCAGAAGAUCUUGAAGGCCACAGGACUCUGUACAUCGGGGUUCACGUCCCAUUGGGCAGCACCAGACAGCGUAGCCAUCGCAGGCACCGUCACCAUGGUAACAAACACAAACGGAGGAGCAGGGAACGGGCGCUCCCAUUGGUGGAGGGGCGAGAGUCUCCUAUCUACGACACUCCCUCCCAGAGAGUUCAGUUCCUCCUCGGGAUGGAAGACGAGGAUGAGGAGCACAUUCCCCACGACCUCUUUACGGAGAUGGACGAGAUCUUCGUGAGGGCGGGCGAGGAUUCUGAAUGGAAGGAGAGCGCCAGGUGGCUGAAGUUUGAGGAGGACGUGGAGGACGGAGGAGAGCGAUGGAGUAAACCCUACGUGGCCACGCUGUCGCUGCACAGCCUGUUCGAGCUGCGCAGCUGCAUCAUCAACGGCACCGUGCUGCUCGACAUGAGGGCCGGCGCCAUCGAGGAAAUCGCAGAUAUGGUACUGGACCACCAGGAGCUGCACUCGCCACUGGGCGACGAGCUCCGAAAGAAAGUGCGUGAAGCGCUGUUGAAGCGACAUCAUCACCAGAGCCAGAAGAAGCUGACCAAUCGCUUGCCCAUCGUGCGCUCGCUCGCAGACAUGGGCCGUCGGACGUCGGACGUCCACCUGGACAAGAACGGUCAGAUGACCUCUUCCCAGUUUCAUUUAGCAGGUCCAGAUGGAAAAGGGGACCUCACCAGAGAAAAUAGCUCUGUGGACUUAAGCAAGAUGGACCUUCAUUUUAUGAAGAAGAUCCCACCGGGCGCUGAGGCGUGCAACGUGUUAAUAGGAGAGUUGGACUUUCUCAAGAAGCCCGUGGUGGCUUUUGUGCGUCUCUCACCAGCCGUUCUUCUUAGCGGAUUGGCUGAGGUCCCCAUUGCCACGAGGUUUCUGUUUAUUCUCCUGGGACCCGUUGGAAGAGACCCUCAGUAUCAUGAGAUCGGCAGGUCCAUCGCUACGCUCAUGACAGACGAGGUUUUCCACGACGUCGCAUAUAAAGCGAAGGACCGAAAUGAUCUGAUCGCCGGGAUUGACGAAUUUCUCGACCAAGUAACUGUCUUGCCCCCAGGAGAGUGGGAUCCAUCCAUUAGAAUAGAACCACCCAAGAAUGUACCUUCUCAGGAGAAGAGGAAGAAAAAUACCAAUCUCCCGAACGACAUAGCCGAGUCUAACGAAGAGGAGCAUGAAAGCCACGGAGGUCCUGAACUGCAGCGCACGGGGAAAUGGUUUGGUGGUCUCAUUCUCGACAUCAAGCGCAAAGCCCCCCACUACCUGUCCGACUACACGGAUGCAUUCAGUUUGCAGUGUGUGGCCUCUUUCCUGUUCCUCUAUUGUGCCUGCAUGUCCCCCGUCAUCACCUUUGGAGGACUUCUGGGCGAGGCGACUGAAGGACGCAUAAGUGCAAUUGAGUCGCUGUUUGGUGCCUCAUUGACGGGAAUCGCCUACUCCUUGUUUGCCGGGCAGCCGCUCACCAUUCUGGGCAGCACUGGGCCAGUGCUCGUUUUUGAGAAGAUACUCUUCAAAUUCUGCAAGGAGUACGGCCUGUCCUAUCUGUCGCUGAGGACCUGCAUCGGCUUGUGGACGGCGUUCCUCUGCAUCGCGCUGGUGGCCACAGACGCCAGCGCCCUGGUGUGCUACAUCACUCGUUUUACGGAGGAAGCCUUCGCCUCGCUCAUCUGCAUCAUCUUCAUUUACGAGGCCUUGGAGAAACUGGUCUACUUGGGAGACUACUAUCCCUUUAACAAGAACAACAACCUGGACAAGCUCUCUUUGUACUCAUGUUCAUGCGUUGAGCCUUCUGACCCCACCAACGGCACCCUGAAGUACUGGGAGUUCAAUAACAUCACUGUGUCUGAGAUCUACUGGGAAGCGUUGGAGGUCAAGGAUUGCAUUGAAAAGCGCGGCGAGUUCGUGGGCAGCGCCUGCGGGCCCAACGGACCGUACGUCCCCGACGUUCUCUUCUGGUGCGUCAUUCUCUUCUUUUCCACCGUCUUCAUGUCGUCUUUCCUUAAGGAGUUCCGGUUCAGCAGUUACUUCCCCACAAAGGUGAGGUCCAUCGUGAGUGACUUUGCUGUUUUCAUCACCAUCUUCACCAUGGUCCUGGUUGACUACUCCUUAGGGAUCCCCUCUCCGAAACUGAAAGUUCCAAGUGUGUUUAAGCCGACCAGAGAUGAUCGAGGCUGGUUCAUCAACCCGCUGGGGCCAAACCCCUGGUGGACGGUGGUCAUCACGCUGUUUCCAGCUCUGCUGUGCACCAUUCUCAUCUUCAUGGACCAGCAGAUUACAGCCGUCAUCAUAAACAGGAAGGAGCACAAGCUCAAGAAAGGCUGCGGCUACCACCUGGAUCUGUUCAUGGUGGGUCUGAUGCUGGGCGUCUGCUCGCUGAUGGGCCUGCCGUGGUUCGUGGCGGCCACCGUCCUCUCCAUCACGCACGUCAACAGCCUCAAGCUGGAGUCGCGGUGCUCGGCGCCCGGCGAGCAGCCCAAGUUUCUGGGCAUCAGGGAGCAGCGCUUCACCGGCCUCAUGAUCUUCGUCCUCAUGGGCUGCUCCGUCUUCAUGACGUCCGUGCUCAAGUUCAUUCCCAUGCCCGUGUUGUACGGCGUGUUUCUCUAUAUGGGCGCGUCGUCCCUCCGAGGAAUACAGUUCUUUGACCGUCUCACACUGUUCGGCAUGCCAGCCAAGCACCAGCCGGAUUUCAUCUACCUGCGUCACGUACCCCUGAGGAAGGUGCAUCUGUUCACUUUCAUCCAGCUCAGCUGUUUGAUUCUUCUCUGGGUCAUCAAGACUUCCAAGGCCGCCAUCGUCUUCCCCAUGAUGGUGCUGGCUCUGGUGUUCAUCAGGAAACUGUUGGACUUCAUCUUCUCAAAGAGAGAGCUGAGCUGGUUGGACGACCUCAUGCCAGAGAGCAAGAAAAAGAAGCUGGAGGACGCCGAGGAGGAGGAAGAGCAGAGUAUCCUCGCUGAGGACGAAGGCGCAGUGCAGGUGCCCUUGGAGGAAUGCAAAGGGUUACCCAUCAUCAACAUCACGGACGAGAUGUCCAAAGGUUCUUUUGGAAACACUUGGAACGCCACAAGCUAGGACCUUUGCAAAGACGUCAACGCGUGUUUUUACGGUAAGCGCUUGAGAAUGGCGCGUCGAGCUUCAGUUAUUCCUCGUCAUCUGAAAAAUUAAACUUGUGCGUUCCAACACACGGGAAAACAUUUCAUUUAUGAAUACUAACACAUUUGCAGUUCACGUGUGAACAUAAAACAACAGGAAGUACAUUUCCUCGGAAUUUCCAAUGCACUUUUUACAUGUUAAUUUAGCAUCUGAUUUCCUACGCUGUCAGGUGAACAUUUUGCCGGUCCCAAAUACAUCCCCCCGCCAACCCCCCGUCAUUCAAAAGUGUCAUGAGGAAAAACUAAGUACGGUAACUACUACUGUGUCAGUGUUUUUUUUUUUUUUUGUAAUUAUGAUCCCAUCAUACAUGUAACGUGUGUCAUUGGAAAACCGUCUGAAGCCACGUGAGUAAGGCUCAUUGUCUCACGUUUAACACUUUGUCGAGGUCAAGCCGGGCCUUCUAAAUCGAGCACUUUGUAUUUCUUUUGUACUAUGCUUCUGUUCUUUGCUCCUAGUCGUCUUCAGACUUAUUGAUUUAAAAGGGAGAAAAGCCGUCGUGCAAUAACAAAGUGAUGACAUCGGUUACCGUGUGCGCACACGAUUGUAACUUGUCAUAACUUCUCAUCCCUCAAUGAUAUUUUAUGUGGUUUACUUGAUAUAUAAUCGCAACAUCGAUCCAAUAAUUUCAUCCCGAAGAAUGUAAAUAAUCCUUUGGUAUCGUUUCAUGUUGCUGUAUGGCUUUUGUGUCUACAAUUGUGCAAUAUAAAUCACUGAUCGUCAGCUGUGUCUGCACUUGUUACUACCAUCCAUAAACUAUUGAUCAAGCAUGA